CGCCGCGGAGCGCGGGCGCGAGCGGAGCGGGAAGCGGAGCCGACAUGGCUGCAUGUUUACCAGACGCCGUCUCGCUUACUCGGUUUCCAAGAGGAAAUGAGUCCCAAGAAGAAGAUGUGGGUGAAUAUAAGACUGUAUGGAAGCAGGUAGAAGAGUCCCAGCGCAAACUAAUGCUUCUAGAAAAAGACACACUGCUAAAAUCGGAUACCAAGCAUUCUUUGUUAAUGAUUCGAAAUAAAGCUCUAAUGGAUGAAUAUGAUGAAUGGCAAAGAAGGAGUCCUGAAGUGCUUCCUGCCGAACCAGAUGUACUGAUAGCAUUGGGAAAAGAAGAGCUGCAGAAAGUAAAGGAUGAUCUUGACAUGGCACUGGCAAUGGUUCAGUUAAAGAAUAAGCAACUGGAAGAAGAUUUGGAAAGAGAACAGCAGUGGCAUGAGGAUCAGGAGAAGACACUAGGUAUUCUUAAUAAAAUUGAAGAAGAGACAAAAAUCCAAGAUGAACAAGCCUCCAAAAAAGGUUUGAGUGAUACCAUAUUUCAUGAUCUCCAAAAAAAAAUGUUACGCCUCAAGAGGUACAAUGAAGAAAUCUGGACUGCUCUGGGUAAAUUCCUGCAAGAACAAUUUCCUCUCCCAGAGAAAGGUGAAAGUUCUAAGAGAAAGAAGAAGCCUUCUGAGAAGCCAGAUGUAAAACUCAUAACCCUGAAGGAGAUUUUAGAGCUUCUUAUAAAUAAAUUAAUGGAAACCCCACAUGAACCCUAUAUAAGAGUCAAUGACUCAUUUUGGCCACCUUAUGUUGAGCUACUGCUGCGAUGUGGAGUUGCCCUAAGACAUCCAGGAGAUCCAAACAGACUGCGCCUGGAAAGCUUUCACAUGUAGCAUGACCUACAUGUUUUUAACAAAACAAAUCAACAGUACUUUUACUUGGGGGAUAAGACAUACUUAGGCUUGAUUAUAAUUUUUUAUAAUAUUAGCAAUCUCUUGGAUGAUUUAAUUUUUUCAUCAUUGGCUGAAUUUAAUUUUUUAUUGUUGGAUGGUUCUAUUUGAAUCUUUUUCCCUAUUGACUGAAGUAUCUGAAUGUGCAAUAUAAGGAAAGACAAAAAUUUCAGGCAAAAUUUGAAAUAACACAGGUCCUCCUUGCAAACAUUUGGAACCAAAAGUAAAGGAUCAUCUCCUGAAUGUGGGGAUUUUUUUGCAGAACGAUUGCAAACCAGUUUAUUGGCUUUAAGAUAAACAUGUAGAAGAUGUGACAUCUUUCUGUGCAAAUGGCUGCAGAUGUUGAAUGUGUAACUCUACAAUGCAUGCUUCCUAAACAGCCCAUAUUGUGUAAUGCUAUAUUGCCUAGCAGUACAUGUCUUCACUUUUUCAGAUCUUGUUUAUCAAGAUCUGUGUUGUUGAUUUCUACAGUUUAAGUCAUGUAAAAUGACAUUUACCUUCUGAAUAAAUGCUGGCAUACUGUGUCAUCUUAAUUUGCUUUUCUAUAGCCCUCGUUAUUUUAGUACACGGGUACACAAAAUUCUACUGUUGUUAUCUGUAGUGAAUAUAACCUUGGAAAAUAAAAUAUGCAUUUC
Molecule: messenger RNA, 1564 nt
Organism: Cuculus canorus (common cuckoo)
Lineage: Eukaryota; Metazoa; Chordata; Aves; Cuculiformes; Cuculidae
Gene: CENPK
Product: centromere protein K
Exons: 10
Coding region: 45-872 (275 amino acids)
Biological process (GO): kinetochore assembly; mitotic sister chromatid segregation
Cellular component (GO): nucleus
Source: RefSeq, a predicted model, not a curated record